This is a messenger RNA of Melitaea cinxia (Glanville fritillary), 2064 nucleotides long. RefSeq names its product actin-related protein 5 (gene Arp5). Gene Ontology annotation, biological process: regulation of DNA-templated transcription. The record is from RefSeq and is a predicted model, not a curated record. Gene Ontology annotation, cellular component: cytoplasm; Ino80 complex. Lineage: Eukaryota; Metazoa; Arthropoda; Insecta; Lepidoptera; Nymphalidae. The transcript is spliced from 12 exons. The coding region runs from base 1 to 1992 and encodes 663 amino acids.
AUGGAAGACGAAGUUUUAGUGUUAAAGGAUUUAAAAACCGUACAAGACAUUGUACAUGAAUACGGACCUACUUUAAAAUAUGGUCAUAUUCCAUUAGUUAUUGACAAUGGUUCAUAUCAAUGCAGAGUAGGCUGGUCAGUUCAUGAUGAGCCAUCUUUAAUAUUUAAAAAUUUGAUUGCCAGACCACGUAAAGAUCGAUGUAAAAAAGAUGCUGAACCUCCUGUUACUCCACCCAUUCAAAUAGGAAAUGACAUUAUAAACAUUGAAGCUGUAAGGUUUCAAUUAAAAACACAGUUUGAUAAGAAUGUUGUUACACAUUUCGAAGUUCAGGAACAGGUUUGUGAUUAUAUAUUCUCUCACCUGGGCAUUGAUUCAGACGGCUGUGUUCCACAUCCAGUGGUGAUAAGUGAAGCUUUUGUCACCCCUAAUUAUAGUAGACAAUUAAUGUCGGAGCUUCUCUUUGAGGGAUAUGGUAUACCUGCAGUGAGCUAUGGAGUUGAUUCUUUGUUUAGUUUCUAUAGAAAUGAUAUUGGGGAUACAGCACUAAUUGUUAACUGUGGCUACCACACAAUUCAUAUUAUACCUGUUAUAAAAGGGAAAGUAUUUGAAGAACACGCAAGGAGAAUUAACUUAGGUGGCAGUGAAAUUGUAUGUUACAUGCACAAAUUACUUCAAUUAAAAUAUCCCGUGCAUGUUAAUGCAAUAACUAUGUCUCGUAUUGAAGAAAUUUUACACGAACACAGUUCCAUAGCGCUGGACUAUCAAGAGGAAAUAAGGAAAUGGGCUAAUCCUGAGUAUUAUGAAAAUAAUGUUAUUAGAGUACAACUGCCAUUUGUUCAAUCAUCUACCUCUUCUGGCCUCACUGCUGAACAACAAAAAGAAAGAAAGAAGGAGAUGGCUAGAAGACUUUUAGAAAUUAAUGCGAGGAAAAGGGAAGAGAGACUUGCAGAAGAUGAAGAACAAUUAAAUCAACUACUUGCUCUUCAGGAACUUAUAGAAGAUGGUGAUACUGAAGAAUUUAAUGAAGCCAUAAAAGGUUUUGACAUCAAGAACUAUGGUGAUCUUCAGAGGCAGAUAGGUAACCUGAACAUGCGUAUAGAAAAGAAUAAACAACGCAUCGCGGCGGCUGCCAACGCGGAGGAAACUAUAGAGACGCGACCAAUGGGGAGAUUUCAACCGCCUUCUGACCCCGAAGCCUUCCAAGUCUGGCUCGAUGACACGCGGGCUAAGUACCGCGAGGUGGCGGUGCGGCGCGAGGCGCGGCGCGCGCGGCGCGCGGCCAUGGUGAAGCGGCGCACGGCGGCCGCCGCCGAGCGCAUGCGCGCCAUCUCGCGCCUCGCCGCCGCCGGCGACGACUUCGGCUACCGCGACUCCGACUGGGACGUCUACAAGAGUAUAAGCCGUGAAGCCGACUCGGACUCAGAAGCUGAUGGUGAGCGACUCGUAGAGUUAGAGGAGGCGCUACGAGAACACGAGCCCCCACAACCCUCCCACCACCGCCACCAGCUGCACCUCGCCAUCGAGCCCUACAGGGCUCCAGAGUUGAUGUUUCAACCUUCGAUGAUGGGCAAUCUGGAAGCCGGUUUGGCGGAAACCAUGGAAUACGUCUUUAAACACUUCAGUGAAGAGGAACAGUUAUUGCUGGCAAAUAAUGUUUUCAUUACUGGUGGUUGUUCUCAAUUUCCAGGUCUAAAAGAAAGAUUGGAGAGGGAACUUCUGGAAAUGCGACCAUUUCAAUCGUCACAUAAAGUAGUCAUGUCGAAAAAUCCUAGUCUCGAUGCCUGGUAUGGAGCAAGAGAUUUCGCCGGUAGCAAUCAAUUUGAGAACUGGUGUAUAUCUAAAGAAGAGUAUUACGAAAUGGGUGGAGAGUACUUAAAAGAACAUCAUGCAAGUAAUAAAUACUACAAGAGUCCUGCGCCUAUCGUCGAUAAUACUCUAGCGCCAGCUGGCGACGCUAAUGUGGUCAAGGAAGAAAUUGUAGUAGACUGUUGACCUCAGUUAUUAUAUAAGUAUUUGAAAGUACACACUAAAAUAAUUUAAAUAAAUAAAUGUGCUACUUGUUUA